AUGUACAGGGUGCAGAGGCAAGUUGAAUUGCGCCCUCAGCACAUACAUCUGCCGUUAACGGCGACGCCUCUACUGAGCUCCUGCCCAACAAGACUGUUGCCGCUGGCCCACUCUCUCUGGGACACCAUGUCCUCUAAUUUCUCCCCGACCCCCGCCGAACUCACCCUCGUCUCCCAGAUCUUUACCCAGGCUGACCCCCAGAAGCUCGGCGUUCUCACUGGUGACGUUGCGGUGAGGGUCCUCACUGGCGCAAAGCUUCCUCCAGUUACACUGGGCGAAAUAUGGAAUAUUUCAGACGAGGAAAAUAAGGGCUGGCUUCCUAAGAGAGGCGUUGCCAUUGCAGUACGCUUAAUUGGUUGGGCCCAGAAGGGAGAGAAGAUUACCCAGGCUUUGGUCAAUAAGCCUGGUCCUUUGGCAGUCAUCGAAGGAAUAAACACGGUCGCGCAGCAGAAUACCGGCAUCUCAUUGCCUAAAUCCCCCCCUCCAGCUGCCUUCCCUCCAUUGACUGCUCAGGACAAGGCCAAGUUUCAAAAUAUGUUUCUGAAAGCUGGCCCCACAAAUGGGCUGCUGGGCGGUGAGAAGGCUCGUGACAUAUUCGUUAAAUCUAAACUCUCUAACGAGCAACUCAUGAAAAUCUGGAAUUUAGCCGAUACCCAGGAUCGAGGUGCCCUCGACUCGGCAGACUUUGCAAUGGGGAUGUAUUUGAUACAAGGCAUCAUGACGGGCAAGAUCACAUUCAUCCCAACUACUUUGCCGCCAGGGUUAUAUCAGCAAGCUGGAGGGUUGACAAAUGCCGGUUCAGUGCGUUCUCAUAUGACAGGAAACAGUGGUUCUUUCAGCCCUGUAGGGAGCAGCUUCCCCUCUCAACACACUGGACAAACCCCAAUGUUGCAACCUGAUCACACGGGACUGUCUGGUCCAUUCAGAGCUCCGACACUUCCAGCGCGCCCCAAUGCUCUUGUCAAGAGUAAUGGACACAGGGAAGAGUGGGAUGUGACGCCGACAGAGAAGGCGUCAUCGGACCGCUAUUUCGACAGCCUGGAUACGCACAAGCGAGGUUUCAUCGAAGGCGAAGUGGCGGUCCCUUUCAUGCUCAAGUCGCAACUACCUGGGGAAGUCCUUGCACAAAUUUGGGACCUCGCAGACAUCAAUAAUGACGGCCGUCUGACUAGGGAUGGCUUUGCGAUAGCCAUGCACCUUAUCCAGAAAAAGUUGGCUGGUCAAGACAUCCCACAGACCCUUCCACUUUCGUUGAUGCCUCCUACUUCCCGCCCUUCUGCCCUUGGACCCUCGCCCUUCUCUCCGUUGCAUACGCAGACCCAGCAACAUCCGGAGCCCGUAGACCUCUUUUCAUUUGAUGAUACUCCACCUCCGUCUGCUGUUCCGUCACGACCCUCGGAAACCGUAGUUAUACCGCAGACAACAGGAAGUACCUCGAACGCGUUGCCGCAACCGCGAGCGAUCGAAAAUGAUCCAUUUUCCGGCCCUACUUUUCAAAUAUCACUGCAUCGUGAUUUCCUCAGCGACGAUGACGGCCAUGAUACUGUCUCUCCGCCUCUACAUGAUCACUCCGCUGAAAUAGGGAAUGUAAAAAAUCAAUUGCACUCUACGGAGCGGUCUGUCUCAACAGCCAAAACAGAGCGCUCAGCUCUGGAGUCGACAUUAGCUAGCCAAGCUUCUCAACUCUCCACCCUUCAAACUCAGCUCUCGUCAGCGAAGGCCGCAUAUGAAACAGAGGUCUCUCUACUCGCAACGCUGAAAGAGAGGCAUUCGACCCAGACCACGGAGAUCCAGAAGACAAGAGAAGAACUCAUCCGGGCGGAAAGUGACCUCAGUGCUAUACGUGUUGAAAAGGCAGAGAUUGAAGGUACUUUCUUGCGCGACAAAGAAGAGGCACGCGAUCUUCACCGGCGGAUGAUUGAGGCUGGGCAGCAAGCAGAGGCCAUUCGUGCCGAUGUCGAAAAACUCAAGAAAGAAGCUAAGCAACAAAAAGGACUACUGGCUAUCGCACGCAAGCAGCUAAGCACUAAAGAGAAUGAAAGAACGAAGGCAGAGAAGGAACACGAAGAAGCUACGGCCGAAGUCAAAUCUCUCACGGAAGAGACAAAAGCUGUUGAAGCAGAGAUUGCGAAUUUGGCGUCGUCUCCGGCACCAACUGAUGCAACCAUCUUGUCGACUUCAGAUUCCCUCACUUUCGCUGCCGCUCAACCACUUCCAACAACACCAGAUCCAUCUGGACCCAUCAGGAGCAAUAGUAACAAUCCUUUUGAACGUUUGGUGAUGGCUUCUGGGCCUCAGAACGUACGCUCACCUUCUCCAUUCUUUGCCCAGACCAACGAAUUCUCCUCGCCGCCGGCUUCUAUCAAUGGGACGGUCUCUCCUCCUUCCAAGGCCGAGGAAGAUUGGUUCGAAGCGCCGAAAGAAGUGGUCGCUACCGCUACCUCCACGACUUCCGACCAACACGAUGCAGGAGCAUCCUCUGGUGCUCCGGAGAGCGUUUUGUCCCCAAUGACUGAUCAUUUUGUGACCCCUCCUACCAGCGCGAGGAACCAGUCCAGUCCAGUUUUGUCUCCUGAUGUUGCCACCAAAUUCCCCUCAUUGGAUGAUAUCCCGCCUCCUGCGAUUCCUUCUGUUGACAAGGUGCCUCCUGGGACGCACGCGGAAACGGAUCUGAGCAGUCAGCUGAAGGAAAUUGAUAUUGAAGAGUCUGAUUCGGAUUCCGACGACGACGUGGUCCUGGCAAAACUUGCUCCAGCCACUGUCGUUCAAGAUGCACCCGCUGUUAGCAAUGGAGUCUCUGUGCCAUCGGAUCAGAAAGAUCCGACACAACCGAAAGAGCCUGCGGUCUCAUUUGACGACAUAUUUGGUUCUCAUGAACCAGAGGCCCAGGUUGCAAACGGUAAAUCCAUGGCUUCGGAGUUUGCUACGAAGGGGUCCGAACCUUUCGAAGCAACUGCGACUUUCAAAGUGGCAGAUGAACCGACACCUGUUGCUGGAGUAGACGAAUUCGACGCAGCUUUGGGUAAAUUGCCUUCUUCUGCGGUAGCGACUAACACCAGUUUCACCUUCGACGCCGCCUUUGACGACAACUUUGAUUUUACCACUGCCAAGGCUGCUGACUUCCCUCCAGCACCAGUCAAAGAAGUCGUUCUUCAGAAAAAAGACAACUCCAAUUUCGAUGAUGUUUUUGGAAUUAGUCCCCCAGCUGCGUCUGGCCCAUCUGUAGAACAGGUUUCAAAUAAUCAGGCCGCUGCACCCACCGUCCCGAAAUUUGAAACCUCGUUCGAGGAAGCCUUCGCGGGCUUUGACUCUGUUACGGAGCCUAAGCUAGAGGUUAAACCUACCUUCCAAGCCCCGGUUCCAACUUCUUCCACAAAGUCGACUGAUCAGUCUAUACCAGGUUCAUUUCCUUCAUCCCCAGUUGCAUCACCACGAGCUGUUGCAUCUCCAUCUCGGGUUACUGAUGUGCGCGCGUCCUCUCCUUCACCCAGAGAAAGAACCCCGCCUCCUCGUGUUGCAUCUCCAAAGCCCCGCGUCUCGUCUUCGUCUUCGAAGGAAGCCCAUGAGAAACCAAAGGAUCCUCCCCCUCGUCAUUCUAAACUCAGUAUCCGUCUUCCGUUCGGGAAGAAAAAGAAACACCAAGAACCGCUUCCAGCACAGCCUUCACAGCAUUUAACUCCCCCUGUGGAGGAAUCCCGACGUCUCGGUACUCCUCAUGAUGAUGACGUUGAGGCCGUUAAACAGCUCACCGCUAUGGGCUUCAGUCGCAGUCAAGCUGUCGAUGCUCUCGAGAAGUAUGGGUACGAUGUGCCAAGAGCGCUCAAUAGUUUGCUUGGGGCGCAAUGA
Molecule: messenger RNA, 3846 nt
Organism: Cyclocybe aegerita
Lineage: Eukaryota; Fungi; Basidiomycota; Agaricomycetes; Agaricales; Hemipholiotaceae
Source: the annotation of a GenBank genome assembly